Molecule: messenger RNA, 2408 nt
Organism: Chrysochloris asiatica (Cape golden mole)
Lineage: Eukaryota; Metazoa; Chordata; Mammalia; Afrosoricida; Chrysochloridae
Gene: CNNM4
Product: cyclin M4
Exons: 7
Coding region: 90-2408 (772 amino acids)
Biological process (GO): magnesium ion transport; magnesium ion homeostasis
Cellular component (GO): plasma membrane
Molecular function (GO): sodium ion transmembrane transporter activity; magnesium ion transmembrane transporter activity
Source: RefSeq, a predicted model, not a curated record
CUCGGCGGCGGCGGAGCGGCAGGAGCAGCGGCGCCGAGCCGGGCUGUGCGGUGCGGCGCGGGGAGCAGCGGCGGCAGAGCAGGAGCAACAUGGCGCCGGUGGGCGGGGGCGGGCGCCCGGCCGGCGGGCCGGCCCGAGGGCGCCUCCUCCUGGUGGCGCUGGUGCUGCUGUGGGCACGGGGGGCCCGGGGCCAGGGCGACCUCCAGCGGGCCACAAUCCUGGGCAUGAGGCUGGCGAGCUGCAACAAGUCGUGUGGGAUAAACUCGGAAGGCAUCAUCUUCGUGUCCGAGGGCAGCACUGUGAACCUGAGGCUGUACGGCCAAAGCCUGGGCUCCAUCUCCAGCAACCUGAUCUCCUUCACCGAGGUGGACGACUACGGGACUAACCACAACUCCACCAAUUGCCCGGAGCUCACCAAGGACCUGGUCGUCCAGCAGCUAGUCAAUGUGAGCCGCGGGAACACGUCCGGGAUGCUGGUGGUGCUCACCAAGUUCCUCCGGAGGAGCGAGAACAUCAAGCUCUAUGCAUUGUGCACUCGGGCUGGGGUGGAUGGGCCCUGGCAGAGGUGGACAGACAAAGACUCCCUGCUCUUAAUGGUGGAGGAGGCCGGAAGGUUCCUGCCCCUCUGGCUGCACAUCCUCCUUAUUAUGGUGCUGCUAGUGCUGUCGGGCAUGUUUUCUGGCCUCAAUCUGGGGCUGAUGGCUCUGGACCCUAUGGAACUGCGCAUCGUGCAGAACUGUGGCACUGAGAAGGAGAAGCGCUAUGCCCGCAAGAUUGAACCCAUCCGUCGCAAAGGCAACUACUUGCUUUGCUCUCUGCUCCUGGGAAAUGUAUUGGUCAACACCUCCCUCACCAUCAUUUUAGAUAACCUCAUUGGCUCUGGCCUUAUGGCAGUGGCCUCCUCCACCAUUGGCAUUGUCAUCUUUGGGGAGAUUGUACCCCAGGCCCUAUGUUCCCGGCAUGGGUUGGCUGUGGGUGCCAACACCAUUAGUGUCACCAAAUUCUUUAUGCUGCUCACCUUCCCCCUCAGUUUCCCCAUCAGCAAGCUCCUGGACUGUAUUCUGGGCCAAGAGAUUGGCACCGUUUACAACCGGGAGAAGUUGAUGGAGAUGUUAAAGGUGACCGAGCCCUAUAAUGAUCUUGUGAAGGAGGAGCUUAAUAUGAUCCAGGGUGCCCUGGAAUUACGGACCAAAACCGUGGAAGAUAUCAUGACCCAGCUUCAAGACUGCUUCAUGAUCCGCAACGAUGCCAUCCUGGACUUCAAUACUAUGUCAGAGAUUAUGGAAAGUGGCUAUACCCGCAUCCCUGUGUUUGAAGACGAGCAAUCCAAUAUUGUAGAUAUUCUCUAUGUCAAAGACUUGGCCUUCGUGGACCCUGAUGACUGCACCCCCCUCAAGACCAUCACCCGCUUCUAUAACCAUCCCGUCCAUUUUGUUUUCCAUGACACCAAGUUGGAUGCCAUGCUGGAGGAGUUCAAGAAGGGGAAGUCCCACCUGGCCAUCGUGCAGAAGGUGAACAACGAGGGUGAGGGUGACCCCUUCUAUGAGGUCCUGGGCCUGGUCACCCUGGAGGACGUCAUUGAGGAGAUCAUCAAGUCUGAGAUCCUGGACGAGUCGGACAUGUACACUGACAAUCGAAGCCGGAAACGGGUAUCUGAGAAGAAUAAGCGAGAUUUCUCAGCCUUCAAGGAUACUGACAAUGAACUCAAAGUGAAAAUUUCACCUCAGCUACUUCUGGCUGCUCAUCGCUUCUUGGCCACAGAGGUGCCCCUGUUUAAUCCCUCUCUGGUAUCAGAGAAGAUCCUGCUACGGCUGCUCAAGUAUCCAGAUGUCAUCCAGGAACUCAAGUUUGAUGAGCACAACAAAUUCUACAGCCACCAUUACCUGUAUACCCGAAAUAAGCCUGCUGACUACUUCAUCCUCAUCCUACAAGGAAAGGUGGAAGUGGAGGCUGGGAAGGAGAAUAUGAAGUUUGAGACGGGUGCCUUCUCCUACUAUGGGACCAUGGCCUUGGCAUCAUCCCCCUCUGACCGUUCCCCAUCCUAUCCCACGGUCCUCAGCCGCUCCGCCUCCCUCAGUUACCCGGAUCGUACAGAUGUCACAAGUACCCCACCCAUGGCAGGUGGCAGCAUCCAGUUUGGCAGCUCCAUCCUGGGCCAGUAUAUCUCUGACUUCAGUGUCCGGGCCCUCAUGGACCUACAAUACAUAAAGAUCACCCGACAACAGUACCAGAAUGGGCUGCUGGCCUCACGCAUGGAGAACUGCCCUCAGUUUCCUAUGGAUGGAUGUACAAUCUGCACUGAGAACUUCUCUGAGAAAUCUGAGCUGCCUGUAGUGGACGAGACCACAACUCUUCUCAAUGAACGUAACUCCUUGCUGCACAGAACCUCCCAUGAGAGCGCCAUUUGA